CGCUAUCUGGAGUGGACAUGUGUUUCAGGUUGCUCAAUCGAGCUCAGGAUCUCUGAUCUCAGUCCCACACAAGCAGACAUGGCUGCUGACAAGGAUCCAUUCAGGCAGCUGAAAGACCUGUCUCUGCUUAAAGACCAGCUCGAUAACAUUCAGCGUCGGGUGGAGGAUGAAGUCGGAGUUGGGAUUCCACAGGGUGGAAGUGUGCUCAGUUCUCCUUUCCUCAAGGGCUUUUUGGCUGGGUAUGUGGUGGCAAAGCUCCGCUCCUCUGCAGUCCUGGGAGUUCUUGUAGGAACCUGCACAGGCAUCUAUGCUGCUCAGAGCUAUCAAGUGCCUAACGUUGAGCAGUCAAUAAAAAAUUACUUCAGCUCAUUCAAGAAGAGAUAGAGAGAGCCAAAAUGAUACAAUCUCAGAAAUGGUGCCUCAUCCAAAAACUUCAACAUGUACCUCAACUGAGUAGGUUAGCAGUUUUAUAUAGUUUUCUGUUUAAAAUGGGUUAGGUCUGUGCUGUUACAGCAGCUUAUUUUUUGAAAGUCCUUAAUAUGCUUGUCUGUUACAUAAAUAUUUUUUCUUUUAAAUAGAGGUUUGCGCUAAAACAGGUGAACAAUCAGGCACAACACACUUUGUAUAUAAUGUCUGGCAUUGAGCAAUUCCUCUACCUGUCAAAUGUCAGAGAUUGCUGGACUUGAGUAGAUGAAGCCUUUUAUACAUUUGUUGGAUAAAUAAAUGUUGCACUUUUCCACACUCAACUAUUCCACUUCCGCUUGUAUUGAAUAUGAAUGGAAGUCAGCAUUUUAGAAGUGAAAUAGAAAACAGGAAGCAGUCCAGUUAGAGGAUGAGUACUGAUUUUCAUCCAGUUGGUUUUCAGAUGGGAGUAUUGAAUUCAGUGGUGUGGUUUUAAAGUGUAAUCCAUAUUAUAAUGCAUACCUUUUCUAUUUAAAGAAUUAUUUCAGAAGAAAACUUUUGAGUAAUAAGAAUUAUUUUCCUUUGCUUUAUGUGAGUAAAAUUUUUUUUUUUUUUUUUUUGGCAUGCCUUAUGAUAUUAUUUGCCAUAAUGUGUGAUAUAUUUUUGGAUAUAUUAUUUUACAUACAUUGCAUUUGUUUUUACAAGAAUUUUUUUAAAAGUAUUUUAAUGAACAAAACCUUAAAUUGGGUCAAGAAAAUGUAUGGUAAAUUAUUUUUAUUUGGAAUAAAAUAAGAGGCAAAGAGACAAAUCCUUAAACAUGUUUUGGAAUGUCUGACCAUGAUAUACAAUUCAGUAUCCUUUUAGUAGGAUAAAAUCCCGUAUGCACCCCUCUUAUACCAUCAGAACAAUAUCAGAGAUAUUGCCAAAGCAUUGGCCAUUUCAUGAGCAAUGAAUUAAAUAAGUAAAUAAAUGGAAUCAUGUUUUAUAAACAAGAAAUAAGAAAGUGAUCAAUGUAUAUGAAAUACACUGAGACAUAUUAAGAAAGUCAUUUUGUCCGCAGACUGACUUAGUUUGUGGCAAGCUGGAGUUUUCUCCCAAUGUAUGUCUUAAUUUUUCUGGAUUUGGUAGGGACAUAAAAUUAGGUGAAAUUUUGGGAAGUAGAUGGAAUGUUCUGAUAGUGGUGCAGUAGGAAGUGCUCUUCAGUUUCCACAGUAAACCCAGUCUGUGGAAUGGCGGCUGCCAUCCCUUCUCUCUAAAAGCCAAACAGUGAUCACUCUGUAUUUGGUUAGUGUCUUUCUCACGUCAUGCUCUCUCACGCAGCGCUGCUGGUUUGUUAUCUCUUUUCAGUUGUACAUAGAGGUCCAUCUUUUUUUGUCAUUUCUCUAUGUGUGUUCUAGGCUUAAUUACAAAUGUUAAUUUAAAAAUCCUAAAAUAUUUGCAAAGCAUCUUUGGGGCCAUGCAAGAAAAAUCAGCCUUUAGACAUUGCCAUACAACUUAAAGUUACAGGAAUUCGUCUAAACCAGACACAAAGCACACAAGUAGUUAGUAAUUCAUUUUAUUGUCCUUCUUUGUUAGCUAUCCAUCAUCCGUUUUCAGCUAUCCAUCAUCCGAUUUCAGCUAUCCUUCUAUAUAUUACUUAUCUCUCUUGAUCCAUUUUACACUCAAAAUAAAUUCACAUUAAAAGUUAGUUUAAAAAAAAA
Molecule: messenger RNA, 2102 nt
Organism: Cyprinus carpio (common carp)
Lineage: Eukaryota; Metazoa; Chordata; Actinopteri; Cypriniformes; Cyprinidae
Product: SLC35A4 upstream open reading frame protein
Source: RefSeq, a predicted model, not a curated record